CCCUCCCAAUCAUGUGAUUCAGGUGUUCCAAUCCCCUCCCAAUCAUGUGAUUCAGGUUUUCCAAUCCCCUCCAUAUCAUGUGAUUCAGGUUUUCCAAUCCCCUCCAUAUCAUGUGAUUCGGGUGUUCCAAUCCCCUCCAUAUCACGUGAUUCAGGUGUUUUAAUCCCCUCCAUAUCAUGUGAUUCAGGUGUUCCAAUCCCCUCCCAAUCACGUGAUUUAGGUAUUACAAUCCCCUCCAUAUCAUGUGAUUCAGGUGUUCCAAUCCCCUCCACAUCAUGUGAUUCAGGCGUUCCAAUCCCCUCCACAUCAUGUGAUUCAGGUGUUCCAAUCCCCUCCAAUCAUGUGAUUCAGGUGUUCCAAUCCCCUCCAUAUCAUGUGAUUCAGGUGUUCCAAUCCCCUCCCAAUCAUGUGAUUCAGGUGUUCCAAUCCCGUUCCAAUCAUGUGAUUCAGGUGUUCCAAUCCCUUCCCAAUCAUGUGAUUCAGGUGUUCCAAUCCCCUCCCAAUCAUGUGACUCAGGUGUUCCAAUCCCCUCCACAUCAU
Messenger RNA from Staurois parvus, 540 nucleotides. Lineage: Eukaryota; Metazoa; Chordata; Amphibia; Anura; Ranidae. The record is from the annotation of a GenBank genome assembly.